AUGCAGUGGGGAACAGAUGACAUGUGUCUGGAUCAGGAGCUGCUGUUGCCUGAGCCCCACAGCCUCCAGAACAGCCCAGGAGAAACAGUCCCUUGUGCUGUGCUGUGCCGAAUCGCUCCGUCGUGUCCAACUCUUUUCAACCCCAAGGACUGUAGCCUGCCAGGCUCCUCUGUCCAUGGGGAUUCUCCAGACAAGAAUACUGGAAUGGGUUGCCAUGCCCUCCUCCAGGGGAUCUUCCCAACCCAGGGAUCAAACCCAAGUCUCCCGCAUUGCAGCUGGAUUCUUUACCGGUUGAGCUACCAGGGAAGUCCCGCGAGUCACUUAGGUGAUUUCAAAUUUUCUGGUAUCAUAUUGAAAAAAAAAAAGCAACAGAUACAAUUAAUUUUAAGACUAUAG
Molecule: messenger RNA, 396 nt
Organism: Rangifer tarandus platyrhynchus (Svalbard reindeer)
Lineage: Eukaryota; Metazoa; Chordata; Mammalia; Artiodactyla; Cervidae
Source: the annotation of a GenBank genome assembly